CACUAACGUUGCCAUAACGUUAUACGUAGUUUGAAGUGGUACUUGGCAAUAUGUACGACAUUGGAUUGGCUGAAAAGGUCAGAAAAGAAUCCAAUCCACCAAUCAGAGGCUUACUAGCGAUCUAGAAAGGCUGUGAAUCACGAAGAUCGCAUUUUCUCGACAGGUCGAAUAAUGGUGGCGCAUGUGGAGCAUGGUGAUGGGGUGGUGGUCGACGUGGCCGUGAUUGGAGGCGGUGUGGUCGGCACGGCAGUCUUCCGCGAGCUUGUCCUGCGGGGAUACAACGUGACUUUGUUGGAAAAGAACGCGAACGUCGUGCAUGGAGCGAGCUGCGGGAACUCUGGCAUUGCGUGCACGGGCUACGAUGCGCCGGAAGGGUCGCUCGAAGUGCGUACCAUAUACAUAUCCACGUUCAACGUGGAAUCAUUGACGCUGCGAUCACUCUAGAGACGAUGCAUUCGCCGUGCCAUGGAGCUCAAUCCGGCCGUGUACCGCGAACUAGGCCUCCCGUCUGCCGCGGUGGGGAGUUUGGUGAUUGCGUGGACAGCUCAAGACCUCGCCGCUCUGCCGCAUACCGUCGCAGCCAAUCACGCCAUCGGAGAUACUCAGGUGAAAACGCUGUCGGCGGCAGAACUGUACGCGCUGGAGCCACAUCUCGCCGCCGGCGCGCUCGGCGCAGUGUUCGUCCCAGGGGAGAUCGUCAUCGAGCCAUGGCUCAUCCCUAUCGCGUACCUCCACCACGGCCUUCGCAACGGCGGCACCCUUCGCGUCCACCACCACGUCGUUCGAGGAGCUUAUGCCAAUAACAUGUGGACAUUGCAUUGCGAGUCGGCGGACGAAGUGCGGGCGCGCUGGGUGGUCAACUGCGCCGGACUGUACGGAGACAUAGUCGAGCAAAUCCAUACCAAUACUAUGCCAUUUCACAUUCACCCCCGCAAGGGCCAGUACGUGGUGCUGGACGCCCCGUCGUCCGUCAUCACGCGCGUUUUGCAGCCGGUGCCCACCGACCGCACCAAGGGCGUGUUUGUGUUCCGCAACCUCCACGGCCUCGUCGUGGUCGGCCCGACGGCAGAAGACCAACACUCUCGAGAGGACAUGACCAACACUCCAGACGUCGUCGCCACGCUGCGCGCCGCCGCCAGCCAAAUCGUGCCGGCGCUGGCGGCGUGUCCUGUCGUCGGCACGUACGCAGGAUUGCGGCCAGCAACCGAGCACCGAGACUACCAUAUCGCAGCGGACGGAGCCCACCAGUGGGUUGUCGUCGGCGGCAUCCGGUCCACGGGGGUCACGGCGUCCUUGGGGAUAGCUGAAUAUGUGGGCCAGUUGAUCGGGGCCUGGUUCCGUCCUCGUCUGGCAGGACGCCACGUCAUCGUCCCGUACGUCGUUCCGACCUUUCAAGAGCUGGCGAUGCAAUUCGAUGGCACCUCAAAUAGUGUGACUAUCGAAGGCCUUGUGCACCAAGUGACACACCCGUUGACUCGAUGGGGGUUGCAAAAGCUGCUCAAACAGCAGCAAGACACGUCGCGGUUGUAGCAUCGAAUUGGGUAGUGUCGUACUAUAUUCGCGGAAUAUAUAUAUAUAUAUUCAACGACGCACAGUACUUGGUAGUUAAUAGUAGUAUAUUAUAAUGAAACGAAAAUUGGUAGAUUAUCUUAGCACUAUUAAUUAUUUGUUGUUAGGUUAAUCGUAUGGUC
Molecule: messenger RNA, 1691 nt
Organism: Aphanomyces astaci
Lineage: Eukaryota; Oomycota; Saprolegniomycetes; Saprolegniales; Verrucalvaceae
Exons: 5
Coding region: 466-1530 (354 amino acids)
Molecular function (GO): oxidoreductase activity
Source: RefSeq, a predicted model, not a curated record